UACCUGCCAAUCUCUUCUGCUGCCCUCAGAGGUAAGACUGCAACAACACAGAGAGCCUGAUAAUGAGUGAUAAAGGAACAAGAGUCUUUAAGAAAGCAAGUCCAAAUGGAAAGCUUACAGUAUAUCUUGGGAAGAGGGAUUUUGUUGAUCAUGUGGACAUAGUGGAACCUGUAGAUGGGGUUGUUUUGGUGGACCCAGAAUAUUUAAAGGAAAGAAAAGUGUUUGUGACGUUAACCUGCGCCUUCAGAUACGGACGAGAGGACCUGGAUGUCCUUGGCUUAACAUUCAGGAAGGACCUUUUUGUGGCCAACAUCCAGGCCUUCCCACCAGUGCCUGAAGAGAAGAAGCCCUUAACCCGUCUACAGGAACGUCUGAUUAAAAAACUUGGGGAGCAUGCCUAUCCAUUCACUUUCGAGAUUCCCCCCAACCUGCCGUGUUCUGUUACCCUUCAACCUGGACCAGAAGACACAGGAAAGGCCUGUGGAGUAGACUUUGAAGUGAAAGCCUUUUGUGCAGAUAACGUGGAAGAAAAGAUUCAUAAGAGGAAUUCAGUGCGUCUUGUAAUCCGCAAAGUACAGUACGCACCUGAGAAGCCAGGCCCUCAGCCUAUGGCAGAGACAACUCGACAGUUUCUCAUGUCAGAUAAACCAUUGCAUCUUGAAGCAUCGUUGGACAAAGAAAUUUAUUAUCACGGGGAACCAAUAAACGUCAAUGUUCAUGUAACAAACAACACAAAUAAAACAGUGAAGAAAAUGAAGAUCUCAGUGCGUCAGUAUGCAGACAUUUGCCUGUUUAACACGGCGCAGUACAAGUGUCCUGUGGCAAUAGAAGAAGCUGAUGAUGUUGUGGCCCCUAGUGCCACUUUCUGCAAAGUGUAUACUCUGACUCCAUUCCUUGCCAACAACCAUGAUAAAAGAGGCCUGGCCCUGGAUGGAAAGCUCAAACAUGAGGACACGAACUUGGCAUCCAGCACUCUAUUAAGAGAAGGGGCAAAUAAAGAGAUCCUGGGGAUCCUGGUUUCUUACAAAGUCAAAGUGAAGCUGGUUGUAUCCCGAGGCGGCCUCUUGGGAGACCUUGCAUCAAGUGAUGUUGCUGUAGAACUUCCAUUCACUCUAAUGCACCCCAAACCAAUUGAAGAAUUAUACAGAGAAGUUCCAGAAAAUGAAGCACCCAUUGAUACAAAUCUGAUAGAAUUUGACACCAACGAUGACGAUAUUGUGUUUGAAGACUUUGCCCGCCAGCGGCUCAAAGGGGUGAAGGAUGACAAAGAGGAGGAGGACGAAGGAGCAAACUCGCCAAAGCUGAACAACAGAUAAAUAAGCUGGAGUGGCUCAGUUGCUUACUGUGGUAAUGGUGCUUAGUGCUAACAGAAGUCUGUAGAUAACCCAGAGCCCAGGAGACCUUUUAACUCACAGUGCUGCCACUGUUUUGUUCUUGUUCGCACUCUUCUUUCACUUAAACACCAGGAUGUAAAAAAACUACUUCUCAGCACACAUCUGCACACUUACAAGUCUGUCAUGUUGCGAUAACCUACACAGGUAUCAAUAUGCAGCUCAUGGCAGCAAAGAACUGUUGCAUCGAUAUCAUGUUACAACUUAAGAUAAUUUAUUAAAACCCUCAUUAAAGGACUUAAGUGGUCCUCAAUUAAGGACCUGAUAAUCUCUGCAUGGUUGCUGACAUCUUGGCUUUCAUGGUAUCAUGAGGAUCAAGUUUAAAAACAUUUAAAAAAAAAGAGAAAUGCCAUAUUCCAAGCUAUAUUUCACACUUCAUGUUUAUAUAUUUAUAUUAAUCAUGGUGUUGACACUACCAUUUGCUUUUAUAGUUAAAUACAGUGUAAUGAUAUGUACAGUGAUUCUCACAUUUGUGCUCAAGCAUCAUGGACAGGACAUUUUGUAUGUGUAAGGAGGCUGGUGUGAUGGGGCAGGGACUAAUUAACAUGGUACGUACUGUAUGUUAACAUUGAUACAGAAUUAGAAAUGCAGCAUCUUUAAUAUGUUAAUUGUUUCUUUGCCCUAUGGAGUGUGGGGCAGGGAUGGAUGUGACCUACUAUAAACUCACACACGUGAUUAAUUGAUUGUUCUGACCCCUGACCAAUGGAAAGAGUAGAUAUAUAGACCAUGCAAUGUAUCAAAGCUAAUGCAUUAUCUCUAGAUCUCCUAGAUUAUAACAUUUUCCUGACAAGGACAAACAUGGCGUCUACACAUUCCAGCCUCUACAGUCUGGCUCUGAGUUAUCGUUCAUUAUCUGAGGGGAAUACUGUAUAUGAAGAGAGAGCUGCCUUGCUAAUUCGCAUGCAAUCUGCAUAAAGAACACACGACAUGACUUAACUUUUUGUAUGUCCGGUAACUAAAGAAUGUACACAUUUUUAAAAAGAGAAAAAAAAAAGUAGUGUUAAGUUUUUAUUUGUAUAUUUUUUAAAUGUACUGUCAAUGUUAUCUGUAAAUGUCGAAAGCAUAUACUUUUGAGAUUCUGGAGAUUCUGCUUUCGGCUCCAGGUUUCCUGUAGUAUGUGAUUCCCUAACAGAACUACUGUAGCACAAAGCAUAGCCUAGGUAAGGAGUAAAAGCCCUGGGUAUGAAAUACAAUGCUUGAUACUUUGCUUCAGAGCUCUCAUUUAUAAUAGUUUCCAUUUUAAAGCAAGUAGGUUUUCUUAAAAGUUAUCUAAAAAAAGUAUGGAUCUCCUUUCUUUCUUCUUUUUUUUUUAACAAAAAAAACCUUAAGAAACAUAAUAUUUUUUGUACCGCGAUCGCAUCUUUUUUUUUCAAGUUUUAAGUUUCAUUUUAAUUUAACUUAUCAGCAUUCUUUCUGGUCAUUUUCAAUUUUAACCAGCUCUCAUAGUAAAUAUGUAGAUCUUUCCAAGACCUUAUAUUGGAAACAUAUACUGUAAUACGUCUUAUUAGCAUGAAGACAUUCUUGCUCAGAAUAAAACAAAACAGUCUAGGUUUAUUUAUUAGACUUCCCAUUUUGAAUUCUUAAAACCUGUAGUUUACCUGUAAAAAAAUAAAAAAUCCCUUGGCUGUACGAUACACAUUAUAACGUAUAGUUCAGGGGGCUCCAAAGAAGCCCCCUUAGCUACAAGAAGCAGCUCACACUUUUUAAAAGAAGAGGAAUGUACUAUUGUAUGUAAUAGUCUUUGGCCCUUACCAUGUUCUACUGUUGUUACUGUAUCAUUAUUAUUAUUAUUAUUAUUAUUAUUAUUAUUAUUAUUAUAAUAAUAAUAUUAAAGGCAGGCCACCAGGAAUAAAUUAAGUCCUGACAUAAGCCAGAUUCACAUAGGACUAAAAAUGACCACAUGAAUAGGUGGUUUCGGAAUUGUUAUGGACAUCAGUCAAAUUUAAUCCGGUGUGAAUUGUCCAUUUCUUUUUAUCCCAGAUCAUUUUCUCAGAGGUCCUCCGAUUUUUUUUACAGGACAUCUAGACCUUGUGUAAAAUUCCAAACUCAAGCAUCCUGUGUCUUUUUACUCCCGAUGCAAAUCGUCUGUGUCGUUGUUAUUUUAGAACUAAUAUAGCAUUCCUGGGGUAUUCGCCUCAAAGCAAUACCAGCCCUCACAAUAAACCAUAAUAUAAUACUAAAAUUGGUAGGCUCUGUCCUGUGAUUCUACAGUUCAGUAAAAAGCUACGAUUGGGCAUAACCAAACUGGGGACCUCCGAAAAUAUAAAACAUAAUUGGCGACUCUUAAAAAAAAAAAAAGAAAUUGAAGAUAUGUAGGGAAACAAAGAUCAGUCAAAUGAUAAAAGGUUCUUCUAGGCUUUGGAAAAGAUGGCAUAAUGAAAUUAGUCCUUUACACCCGGUUCAUUGUUUACAAAUCCUGCAAAAAAGUGCCUUCUCUGGCCACAAUAUCGCAUUUCAUUUUGAAUUUACCAACUUUCCUUGAUGAAAAGUAAUCCACGUCUGGGAGGUUAUUACACAUCCUCUGCUUUUCACCAACUCUGAGGAAACCUGUUUUUCAGUCCCCUGCGAAUCAUGCUUUAGAGAAUGAAUUCUUAUCCACUUGAAGUGACCCGGCAAAACUAGUUGUGGUAUGGAUUACAUCAUUAAUCAGAAUUCAAAAUGAAUAUCUGAUUGAUUAGUUCUGCAUUGUUUAAACAAAAUACAUGUUCUGAUUCUUCACUUAUAUAUAAUACAGAAAAGACAAUCCUAAUAGACAGUGGAUUAUGUAUGGUCAAAUAUAGUCACAAUUGCUGAGACCAGCAGAUACCAGUGGACUGCCUCAGCAAAUACACUGGAUUAAUAUAGGUUUGAUCUCAAAUAUAUCCUUUAUCUUUAGACAUUUUCAGAUUAACUUUGCCGCAGCCUGUUUUUUAAAUUUAGGUUUAGAACUCAAAUAGAUCUUUUUAUUUUUUACAUUUUAUUUUAAUUGUUUUGUGGCUUGAAAAAAUAUAUGUGUUUAAUCCAACAUUUUGUUAGGAUGUUUAGUACCCAAGAAAAAGCUAAUAGGGCAACAUUCUGAAAAUAAAUACACUCAUGUGCUUGUACUUGGGAGGAAUUGUUUUGCUUUUAUUCCCCUGUUGAUUUAUAACCAAGAUGUGUGAAUAAAAAUAUUAAAAUAACAGAUAUUACCUUGAAGUGCAUAUUUUAGUAAUGUUUACAGCACACAAGACAGCUAAGGUUAAUAGUGUGUUUGUUAUAAACACUAAAGGGAGUUCUGUAACACUCUCAGGACUAUUGUAACAGACUGUCUAUUUCAAAACUGUACUGUAAACUAAAAAUAGUUUUUGCAAAUAGAGGUUCUUUUUAAAAGUCUUUUUCAAUAUUUUUUACAACAAGACCUGCAGUAACACCCAAACAUUCCUAAGUAUUAAAUAAAAAGAAAACUAAAUGUUUACAUUGGAAAUGACCAGAAUUCUUCCAUUCUUCUUACCUUUUUAUUUAUGAUAGAGCUAAUUGUUAACAGUUGGUGUACGUGACUAUCUACCCUAAAAAAAAUGAAGGCUAGUAUUUCCAAAAUGAAAUGUGAUUUAUAUGCUCAUUCAUUCCGGGUGUGUUGUAUUUUUGUAAAGCUGUGACUGAACCAUUUCCAAAAUAUUGCUCUACUUGUUCCCUCUUUGUUCUAGGUUGUAUUUGUGAAGUUGAAAUAUUCUGUCAGGUCUAAAUAAAUAAUUCUAGUUUAAUUAAGCAAUGUAUGGUGUUGUAAGUUCCUUAUUUUAUACAUUCUGGAGCACAAAGAAAAACAUUACAUUGUAAGGCUAUGCUUGGAUUAAUCAACUAAUUACAUAAAUAAACAGAUAACUAACUAGAUGGUUGCAUUACAUUCUAAGUUAUCAAUUUACCAAGGUUAUGUAGGUGAAGCCUCACCCAUAUUAUUAUUGUUGUGUGUACAAAUACUUAAACCAAAAGUAUGGAAUCUUAAGUUACGUUUGCAAUCACUUUACUUUAUCACUUUUGCUUUUUGUAUUCUUAUUCUUAUUUAUUUAUUUGGCAGACAAGUUUAUCCAAUUCUUAAUUAAAUAAAAAUCCUCUGCUUCCUGUUAUGUAAUGACUUGUGUAAGCCAGUGAUGCAUUGACAGUAUGCUAGAACCCCAUUUAAGCUUCAGGAACAAAGAUAAUCCUUUACACAGUACAGCUUUGUCUGUACAGUACAGCCACACACCUUGGUUUCAGUACUCUGCCAGUGUUUAGAUAAGGGAUGUGCAAUUCCUGUCCUGGAGAGCCAUUUCAAUCAAUAUUUGGACAGUUUGUUAACCAAGUCGGCACGCUCCUGGUACUACUUGCAUCAUGCAAUUAUAUCUUCAAUAUCUGUACUAUAGCACAGGAAGCUUUUUUUUCUUAUAGUUUGUGAAGAAACGCUGGCAAAUCGUAUUUUCAGCAUGGGCUUUCAAGGUACAGCAACACCUGCUUAGUGGUAGUUUUGAGAUUGCAUAAGCGUAUCACAGGUAUUGCUCCACUGAAACAAAAUUGGCCAAUUGCCUUCUCAUUCUCUUGUGGGGUUGAGAAGAUUCUGUAAAAAAAAAAAAAAAAAAAAAAAAAGCUUAUUAAAAAUGAUCACAAAGGAUAAAUUAGUCCCACUGAGUAUAUCCUGCUAUGUCAUAAAUACCCUUUAAAUUAUAUCCUGUUGUAGCUGACCUUACUUCAGUAUGCCGUUUAAACUUUAGCACUCAAAUCCUUCCAUGUUG
This is a messenger RNA of Polyodon spathula (Mississippi paddlefish), 6112 nucleotides long. RefSeq names its product arrestin, beta 1 (gene arrb1). The transcript is spliced from 16 exons. The record is from RefSeq and is a predicted model, not a curated record. NCBI's taxonomy places the organism in Eukaryota, Metazoa, Chordata, Actinopteri, Acipenseriformes, Polyodontidae. Bases 63 to 1316 code for a protein of 417 amino acids. Gene Ontology annotation, biological process: signal transduction; visual perception; G protein-coupled receptor internalization. Gene Ontology annotation, molecular function: G protein-coupled receptor binding.